This is a messenger RNA of Aplosporella prunicola CBS 121167, 2296 nucleotides long. RefSeq lists its product as uncharacterized. Lineage: Eukaryota; Fungi; Ascomycota; Dothideomycetes; Botryosphaeriales; Aplosporellaceae. The transcript has 3 exons. The coding region runs from base 385 to 2232 and encodes 615 amino acids. The record is from RefSeq and is a predicted model, not a curated record.
CGCCAACAUCAUCACCGUACUCUACAACCCAUCGCUGGAGUUUAACGCGCCUCUUCAACUCAACACCGCCGUGCCUGCUUGUCCAGCACCGCUGCUCACUGUCGCCGUCCUCUUCAAUCCCUCCACUCGACCCAGAACGACCCCACAAGGCCCUAGGUUGGUGGCGGUCCUCCGAUCAGACGCCCAGAACCGCCCCGAUCUCACCCAUCGGUGGCAGUUCUCCGGCACGGUUCAGAACUGCCCCUUGCCUUUUCCGGUGGUUGUCCUUCGGAAGAGUGGGUUUGGAGUCGCGCGCACAGAUAGGUCAGGGCUGCCUAAAACAGACACUGUUCAGAAGCCUGGGCGGGCGGGAUCCUGCUGAGAAGCGGGGGAUGGGUUCGUAUCAUGACUGUUUGUAGCGCUGACUACCUUCACCAGGUCCCCAAUAUGGCGAAGGAGACAUUAGUCGAGAGGGCGGUGGUGGAGUGGCGGAACGAGAGCGGCGAAGCGUGUGGGCUGGGGUGCGCGACACCAAUUAAUGAUUCCGACCCCAGCUUAAUGUUCACCGUCUUCCUCGAGCAGGGCAAGGUCCUCGCGCUGCUGCGGAUCGCCGUCACCGUCAAAGGCGGAGGCCGGGCCAAGUCCCGCCCUUUCGAUCUUGUCAUCCCGCUGCACACAUCGCACUUCGAGAGGCGUAGUAUCACGCUUACUGGCAUUCAAGAGACUUCGGUUCGUGAUGCGAUAUGCAAGGCGCGUCUUUCGCGCUCUGGCAAGCUGCACCGUGUACAAAUCAAUCUGUCUGAAGAUACAUCCAAAGUCAUCACACCUCAUAAGAAUGAAGGAAAUUUUGUCGCAACUUCCGACACCGCGCUUGACCUGCUGUCUGGACUUUUCUGUCUUGCAGAAACCCGCGAGUUCGUCGUGUACAUGGGAAUCAGCAAUUACGCCGACAUGGGUCUUGCCGUCCUCGAUGCUGCCCUGCGUGAGCCUUUGCAAUUUCUACCGCCCGAAGAGUUUCGCACACUCUACGAUGGCCGUAGCGCCAUGAUCGCCACACGGGAGAUGGUGAAGGGCACGAGGCGGAAACAAGGAAAAGGCACUGUUCCACCCAGACUCUCAGACAAUGAAACUCCUGCCUACGAGAAGAGCCCACCGCCAGCCACAACGCCACCCGCAUAUGCGCUAUCGUCCCAACUCCAUUUCGUACAAGUUCCGGAUACGCCCGCUGCCACCCGUUUUCUUCGCCAUGUCUUGAGUUUGCCAGUGAGCCCAGGCGAUUCUCCCGUCCCAGAAUCGGUACCUUCGGAAAAAGGUUCUCUUGUGUCGUGGGAUCUGGGUGCUAGCCAGUCAUCGUGGCCGAUGCCCAUUUUCCCUGACGAGUUGGAGAUUGAGAACUUAGCCAAUGACUGCCCCGUCGGAAGCACCCCGAUCGGGAAUUCUCCCGUCGAAAACCAUGACGGUGACCAUCCUUUCAGCAACUAUCCAACCGAGGACCAUCCCGUCAACGACCGUAUUGCGGAAAAGCAGCCCAACCAAGACCAUCUUGUCGAAGACCAUUCUGCAGGACACUUGUCUCCGGAAUGCCAUUCAAGCAAACCUCCGUCCGAGGGCCUUACAGUGGAAGACUCCUACCGUAUGGACAGAGUCUCUUGCACCCACUCUGUCUCUACCUCCAGCAUCCGUGAACCAACAGAUUCCUUGCCACCCCACUCCACCCCCUCAACGCCUCUCUCCCAGCCCGCUCGCAAGCGUCAACGCGUCUUCAACCGUUCCCGCUCCGUUCCCUCUCCAACAAACGCCCACCACUCAUCUCAGGUCCGACUACAGCAUUGGCUCCACCUCGCCAUCCGUCGCAAUUCCCGCGUCUACGAGCAUCCCGCGCUACAACAUCUCUUCACAUCGUUCACCCAUACUCCCGGCACCACUGACUCCGCUCUUGACGCACACAUCGCGCACGCAACCGCUGUCAUUGCGUGUGAUAUCAACGGCUUCCUGCACCUGCAGCAGCAGCAGGACAAUGUCGGAGCACUGGCAGAGGCGGUGGCGGACGUGGAGGGUCUCGUCUCGUGGGCGAUGAGUCGUAGUCCGAACGCCGAGCUGGAUCUUUGGCACGAGUUUAUGCAGCUUGGAGCUGCUGCGAGAGAAAGUCUGAAUGGAGGCGAAGAAGAGACGGAAGCCUAUAUCGGGAUGAAGUCGGGAAUCGUAGCAGGGUUGAUGAUGACGGAUGCAGGCGUGGUGACAAAAAGGCAGUAGCAAUGCAGAAUGACACUGUAUCCAGCGCCUGCUGCCUCACUUCCAGUUCGGCGAUCUUUCCCUC